This is a messenger RNA of Daphnia carinata, 1088 nucleotides long. Its product is annotated as ionotropic receptor 93a-like. The transcript is spliced from 5 exons. Gene Ontology annotation, molecular function: ligand-gated monoatomic ion channel activity. The record is from RefSeq and is a predicted model, not a curated record. Bases 117 to 869 code for a protein of 250 amino acids. Lineage: Eukaryota; Metazoa; Arthropoda; Branchiopoda; Diplostraca; Daphniidae. Gene Ontology annotation, cellular component: membrane.
UAAUAACAUCCGGAAUAGUUCUGGUGAUCUUGCGCUGUUUGAAUCUUGUCUUGAUAACGAAUAAUAAAAACCUGGAGGAGAGAAAGAAAACAAUCUGUUCGAACAGAAACAUCCCCAUGUACUUAUUGGCCACGCUAUUAAAUCAAGGUGGAAACGUACUAUGCAACCUGACAUCGAUACGCCUUGUAAUAGGGGCGUGGUGCCUGCUGACUCUUGUGCUUGUCAACAGCUAUAAUAGCACUCUCAUCUCAUAUGUGACAGCCACGCGCAGUGCCAAGCCGCUCGUAAAUUCAAUCGAAGAGCUUGCCCAACAUUCCGACAUCCAUGCUGUCGUUGACAGAAGCCAGGGCCCUGAUAGCCUUUUUAUGUCUGCUCAAUCUGGAUUGUUCAAGGCACUCGGCGACAAGUUACGAGCCUAUCCGCACACGAGAUGUAACUCGACGAAGGAUUGCAUUGAUAUGGUGAAGUCAUUACCGCCCCAACAUGUCUAUUUGAACGGUGAGCAGGCAUUACAGGGCGUGAUUCAACUGGAUUAUCGCAACUCGAGAAAGUGCAAGCUGAUCAUAGGUGGGGAACUACAAAAAGCCUUUUCACUUGUCUGGGCCCUUGCCAGAGGAAGUCCAUAUGUGGAAGAUUUCAAUCGAGGGACGUUGACGCUUCAGGAAUUGGGAUUUAUCUUGUCAUGGGAGAAACGAUUCAAGCCUGAUACUUGGCCUUGCCCAAGCCAAAAUGGCGGCUACAAGAUCGACAUGAAAACCCAUAUUCGACCCGUACGACUAACAUUGUCCAAUUUGACGGGAGCAUUUGCCGUUCUGUUCGUCGGUUGUUUUAUUUCCCUGCUGGCAUUUCUGACAGAAAAGAUAGCUUGACUUUUGGAUUGCGAUUAUAAUGGCAGAAUGACGGUCACCUUUUAUAAUUUAUUCGUGUACUUCAGACGAUGUGAUGAUUCUUUAUCAUUCCCUUCUUCUCCUUGAAAUUUGAAAUGAGAUAUUUAAACUGACCAAAUCUAUGGUUUUGAGGCAUUAACAGCAUUUAUAUCCAUUUCUAAGUAGAAAAAAGCAGCCGAGCUUGAUUUGGUACUUUGACCA